This is a messenger RNA of Punica granatum (pomegranate), 2490 nucleotides long. Lineage: Eukaryota; Viridiplantae; Streptophyta; Magnoliopsida; Myrtales; Lythraceae. The record is from RefSeq and is a predicted model, not a curated record.
UAGAUAUUUUCCCUUUCCCUUUCCUUUAUUUUUUUUUUCUUUGGAGCCAAGCCGGGGGUGACUGUCGCAUGCGAUCAGUGGUCGCCAGAUUCUCCUCCUCAUCACCUUCCAUUGGCCGACAUUCGUCCAUUCCUCGCCUCCUCUCUCGCUUCCUCUCUCUGCAUCGUUUAGCUCCAAUGGCAGCACCCUCCGAGGAGUCCCUCCGCAAGGCUCUGGCCGACAAGCAGGCUGCCGUCGACUCCCGAGGCAACGCCGUCCGCGCUCUCAAGGCCGCCAAGGCGUCCAAGCCUGAGAUCGACGCCGCCAUCGAGGCCCUCAACAGCCUCAAGCUCGAGAAGUCCUCGAUCGAGCAGCAGCUCCAAGCUAUCGUUCGCGGCGGCGACGGCAGCUCCCUCUCCAGGGAGGAAUUCCGUCAGGCCGUUGUCAACACUCUCGAGAGGCGGCUCUUCUAUAUUCCUUCCUUCAAGAUUUACCGCGGUGUGGCCGGGCUCUACGAUUACGGCCCGCCCGGCUGCGCCGUCAAGGCCAAUGUCCUCAGCUUCUGGCGUCAGCAUUUUGUUCUGGAGGAGAAUAUGCUUGAGGUUGAUUGCCCGUGCGUGACGCCGGAGAUCGUCCUCAAGGCAUCCGGUCACGUAGACAAGUUCACUGACCUCAUGGUGAAGGAUGAGAAGACCGGGACCUGCUAUCGGGCUGACCACUUGCUCAAGGACUUCUGCAACGAGAAGCUUCAAAAGGACCUGACCCUCAGUGCGGAAAAGGCUGCAGAGUUCAAGCAUGUGCUCGCCACCCUGGACGAUCUCUCCGCCGACGAGCUUGGCGCUAAGAUUAAGGAGUACGGUAUCGUGGCUCCGGACACGAAGAAUCCUCUCUCCGAUCCAUAUCCCUUCAAUUUGAUGUUCCAGACAUCAAUCGGCCCUUCUGGCUUGCUCCGUGGGUUUAUGCGCCCCGAAACUGCUCAGGGCAUAUUUGUGAAUUUCAAGGAUUUGUAUUAUUACAAUGGCAAUAGGCUCCCUUUUGCAGCAGCCCAGAUUGGUCAGGCUUUCAGGAAUGAGAUUUCUCCACGUCAAGGUCUUUUGAGAGUCCGGGAGUUCACACUGGCUGAGAUUGAGCAUUUUGUUGAUCCGGAAGACAAAUCGCACCCCAAAUUCCAGGAAGUUGCUGAUUUGGAGUUUCUGAUGUUCCCUAGGGAGCAACAAAUGUCUGGCCAAUCUGCCACAAAAAUGUGCCUGGGUGAAGCAGUUUCGAAGGGCACCGUUAACAAUGAAACUCUUGGCUAUUUCAUUGGGAGAGUAUACCUCUUCUUAACCCACCUUGGUAUAGACAAAGAACGUUUACGGUUCAGGCAGCAUCUUGCAAAUGAAAUGGCCCACUAUGCUGCGGAUUGUUGGGAUGCUGAGAUUGAAUGCUCGUAUGGUUGGAUCGAGUGUGUCGGCAUUGCAGAUAGAUCUGCAUAUGAUCUGCGUGCUCACACGGAGAAAAGUGGUGUUGCUCUUGUUGCUGCCGAAAAAUUCACACAACCAAGAGAAGUAGAGAAACUGGUUAUAACUCCAAACAAAAAGGAGCUUGGCCAAGCUUUUAGUAGAAGUCAAAAGAAUGUAGUUGAAGCACUGGAGGCAAUGACCGAAGAAGAAGCUAUGAAGAUGAAAGCUGCUUUAGAAUCUAAAGGAGCGGAUGAAUUCCUUGUAUGCACCCUCGGGGAAACAGUAACUAUCAAGGCUAGCAUGGUCAAGAUCUCUAAAGAGAAGAAGAAGGAACACCAGCGAGUUUUCACACCAUCAGUAAUUGAGCCUUCUUUUGGUAUUGGGCGCAUAAUAUAUUGCCUUUAUGAGCAUUCUUUUUACAGAAGAGGCAAGAAUAAGGAAGAGCAAUUAAAUGUCUUCCGCUUCCCUCCGCUCGUGGCCCCGAUCAAAUGCACAGUCUUCCCAUUGAUCCAAAAGCCGGAGUAUGAAGCAGUAGCUCAACGUAUCAGCAAGUUGCUGACUGCUGCUGGAGUUUCACACAUAAUUGACAUGAGCGGUAAUACAAUCGGGAAAAGAUACGCGAGAACAGAUGAGCUAGGUGUUCCCUUUGCGAUAACUGCCGAUUCGGAAUCAGAUGUGACAAUCCGAGAGAGGGACAGCAAGGACCAGGUCCGAAUCAGCGUCGAUGAGGUGGCAUUGGUUGUGAAGGGCCUAACUGAUGGGCAAAGGACAUGGGCAGACAUCUGGGCGGCUUACCCCCAUCAUUCCUCUGCCUCUGCUGAUGAUGAGUAAGCGGGUAGACACAAAAGAGAGAUUCUUACCUUAAUUUAUGUAUUAAGUCUCUUAUGCUAUACAACGUUAGACCAACCAUUUGGUGUAGUUUUCGUACAUUACACACCCGAGUUUUUUUCUGUGACCUUUUUCCUUUCUUCCUCGAUGAUAAUGCAUGAUGGAAUAGAAGAAAGAAACUGCAAUCUUCUCUUUUCCAGUUCCGUAGGAUUGGGUUGGUGGCCGAUGUGUUUUUCCUCUA